Messenger RNA from Alternaria rosae, 2022 nucleotides. Its product is annotated as T-complex protein 1 subunit delta. Gene Ontology annotation, biological process: protein folding. Gene Ontology annotation, cellular component: chaperonin-containing T-complex. The coding region runs from base 78 to 1679 and encodes 533 amino acids. The transcript is spliced from 6 exons. Gene Ontology annotation, molecular function: ATP-dependent protein folding chaperone; ATP hydrolysis activity; ATP binding. Lineage: Eukaryota; Fungi; Ascomycota; Dothideomycetes; Pleosporales; Pleosporaceae. The record is from RefSeq and is a predicted model, not a curated record.
CGUUCAGGCACCACAACUUCCCCGCCAAACUCUCACGAUACCCCUCUUUUAGCUUUGUUCCUCCUGUAUACUGAAAGAUGGCUGCUCAAGUUGCAAAUGGCGGUACCGGUGGCGGCAACACUGCCUUCAAGGACAAGGAGAAGCCCAGAGCUGUUCGCAGCGCCAACAUCAUUGCCGCAAGAGCUGUGGCAGAUGCGAUCCGAACUUCUUUGGGACCAAAGGGCAUGGACAAGAUGAUCCAAACCAGCAAAGGCCAGACCAUCAUCACAAACGACGGAGCCACCAUGUUGAACCAGAUGAGCGUUAUGCAUCCCUCCGCGAAGAUGCUCGUCGACCUCGCACACGCCCAAGAUAUCGAAGCUGGAGAUGGUACAACGUCGGUCGUAGUCAUUGCUGGCAGUCUGUUAGGCGCUGCUGAGAGGUUAUUGGGCAAGGGCAUCCACCCCACAGUCAUAUCAGAGGCUUUCCAACGGGCAGCGCAGGAGGCGAUAUCGAUAUUGACCGAGAUGGCCAUUCCCAUCUCGCUCACGGAUAGGCAGACGCUCCUCAAGACCGCCACGACCGCACUCUCUUCCAAGAUCGUCGCUCAGGAGCCCAAGCUACCCAUCAUGGCGGUGGAUUCAGUCCUCAAGGUCAUCGACCCCAAGACUGCUGACAACGUAGACUUGAAGAACAUCCGCAUGAUCAAGAAGUCAGGCGGUACCAUCGAAGACAGCGAGAUGAUCGACGGACUGGUUCUCAACCAGCCUGUAGUCAAGAGCGCCGGUGGUCCCACAUUGAAGGAGAAGGCACGGAUAGGUCUCAUUCAAUUCCAGUUGAGCCCACCGAAACCGGACAUGGAGAACCAGAUUGUCGUCAACGACUACAGGCAAAUGGACAAGAUCCUCAAGGAGGAGCGAACAUAUCUGCUGAACAUGGUCAAGAAGAUCCAGAAAGCCAAGUGCAACGUCCUGUUCAUUCAAAAGUCAAUCCUCCGGGAUGCAGUCAACGACCUCAGUCUGCACUUCUUGUCUAAGCUGAAGAUCCUAGUCAUCAAGGACAUUGAGCGUGAUGAGAUUGAGUUCAUUUGCAAGAGCACUGGCUGCAAGCCUAUUGCCGAUAUCGACUCGUUCACAGAAGACAAGCUCGGUUCGGCAGACCUUGUCGAGGAGGUACAGGCAUCGGGCGCACGAUACGUCAAGGUUUCGGGCGUCAAGUCAGCAGCCAACACUGUCUCCAUCGUCUGCCGCGGUGCUAACAACCUCAUUCUGGAUGAGACCGAGCGAUCUCUACACGACGCUCACUGCGCCAUCCGCUCGUUGGUCAAGAAGAAGGCGCUACUUGCUGGUGGCGGUGCCCCGGAGAUUGAGAUUGCGCAUCAGCUGUCACUCAAGGCUCGUGAGCUCUCCGGCACUGAAUCUAUUUGCUGGAAAGCUUUCGCCGAUGCCAUGGAGGUCAUUCCGACAACACUGGCGGAGAACGCCGGUCUGAACAGCAUCAAGGUCGUCACAGAGCUAAGGCAUAGACACGCACAGGAGCAGAAGAAUGCUGGUAUCAGCAUCAAGAGCGGGGGUGUCAAGAACGACAUCAGCGAGGAGAACGUACUGCAGCCACUGCUAGUCAGCACCAGCGCUAUCGAGCUUGCAGCCGAGACCGUCAAGAUGAUUCUGCGAAUCGACGACAUCGCCUUGUCGAGGUAAAGAACUGCAAAUGCAUUGACUUGGCAGCAAAAGAAGCAGGAUACCACGAGUAAUGAAAAAUUCGAACAACUGUUGAUGCCAAAUAACUAUUUGGAAUGUGAUGACUUUGCAUGUGAAGGUUACGCGUAUAUUGCGUUCAAUGCAUGAACGGUGCAAUUAAAACCUGCACGUGGGGGAGCAUGGGACUGCAGUAGCGGGACACGUCUUUCUCUGCAGAGAGUCCAGAGAGGUUAAGCCGUGGAUCACUUUUCUUCUUCCAGAUGCCGGAUUCGGACCACUGUGAUCCUGGGGUAUGCACCUGAAAUGAGCAACGUUUUCAACUUGACUCGUUUGGAAAAUGGAG